Messenger RNA from Molossus molossus (Pallas's mastiff bat), 4242 nucleotides. RefSeq names its product RNA binding motif protein 26 (gene RBM26). Gene Ontology annotation, biological process: mRNA processing. Bases 478 to 3519 code for a protein of 1013 amino acids. Gene Ontology annotation, cellular component: nucleus. The record is from RefSeq and is a predicted model, not a curated record. The transcript is spliced from 22 exons. NCBI's taxonomy places the organism in Eukaryota, Metazoa, Chordata, Mammalia, Chiroptera, Molossidae. Gene Ontology annotation, molecular function: RNA binding; metal ion binding.
AAUUCUCGCGAGAGUUACCGGCAGCCAUCUUCUUGGGGGUGCUGGGAGCUGGGGAGACCCCCUGAGUCGUUCCCAUUGAGCUGCUUUUCGUCUUCGCUUUUUCAUUUUGCUGCUUCUGCGUUCCCGACAAGCACCUGAUCCCGAGGCUGAGAGAAAGCCCCGGUCUAGGCGUGUGUCGCGGUCCCAGUUCAGAAAGAUUAGCUGGGUGGAGGGAAAGGGGAGGGCUCGGGCAAGCCGUUGCUGCCUCUGCCCGGGCCGGGGUCGGGGAGGGGGAAGCUCCUGGCACCUCCUGCACGCGCGGCCUGUGGCGGUCCCCGCGGAGCUGUUCACCGAUCCCGGCUCGCGGGAACCUGCCACCGACGCCUCCCCCGCGGCCCACGCGGGCGGCGCGCGGAGGAGGGGGCGGGGGCAGCGGCGGCUGUAGCGGCCGCGACCUGGGCGGGCGGAGGAGUGUGACGGGCCUCGGGGCCACUGUGGAUGGUUUCUAAAAUGAUCAUUGAAAACUUCGAGGCACUGAAGUCCUGGCUCAGCAAGACUCUCGAGCCCAUCUGUGAUGCAGAUCCAUCAGCCCUAGCAAAAUAUGUUCUUGCUUUGGUAAAAAAAGACAAAAGUGAAAAAGAGUUAAAGGCAUUAUGUAUUGAUCAACUGGAUGUAUUUCUUCAAAAAGAGACACAGAUAUUUGUGGAAAAACUUUUUGAUGCUGUGAAUACAAAGAGUUAUUUACCUCCUCCAGAACAGCCAUCAUCAGGAAGCUUAAAGGUAGAGUUUUUUCAGCACCAAGAAAAAGAUAUAAAAAAAGAAGAGAUCCUAAAGGAGGAAGAACGAGAGAAGAAGUUUUCUAGAAGGCUAAAUCACAGUCCUCCCCAGUCAAGCUCCCGAUACAGAGAAAAUAGAAGUCGUGAUGAGAGGAAAAAAGAUGAUCGUUCUCGCAAAAGAGAUUAUGAUCGAAACCCUCCUCGAAGAGAUUCUUACAGAGACCGGUACAAUAGAAGACGAGGGCGAAGUCGCAGUUACAGCAGGAGUCGGAGUCGAAGUUGGAGUAAAGAGAGGCUUCGUGACAGGGAUAGGGACAGAAGCAGGACUAGAAGCAGAAGCAGAACACGAAGCAGGGAAAGGGAUCUGGUAAAACCUAAAUACGACCUGGAUAGAACAGAUCCACUAGAAAACAAUUAUACUCCAGUUUCUUCAGUACCUAAUAUUUCAUCUGGUCACUACCCUGUACCUACUUUGAGCAGCACGAUAACAGUAAUUGCUCCUACACAUCAUGGUAAUAACACUACCGAAAGUUGGUCUGAAUUUCAUGAAGACCAAGUGGACCAUAACUCAUAUGUCAGACCACCAAUACCAAAGAAACGGUGUAGAGACUAUGAUGAAAAGGGUUUCUGUAUGAGAGGAGACAUGUGCCCUUUCGAUCAUGGAAGUGACCCUGUAGUUGUAGAAGAUGUGAAUCUUCCUGGUAUGCUGCCUUUCCCAGCACAGCCUCCUGUUGUUGAAGGACCACCUCCUCCCGGGCUCCCCCCACCUCCACCAAUUCUUACACCCCCACCUGUGAAUCUGAGACCCCCAGUGCCACCUCCAGGCCCAUUACCACCCAGUCUACCACCUGUCACAGGACCACCACCUCCACUUCCUCCUUUGCAGCCAUCUGGCAUGGAUGCUCCCCCAAACUCUGCAACCAGUUCUGUUCCUACUGUAGUAACAACUGGCAUUCAUCACCAGCCGCCUCCUGCUCCACCCUCUCUCUUUACUGCAGUUUUUGUAUUACCAGAUACAUAUGACACAGAUGGCUAUAAUCCUGAGGCCCCAAGCAUAACAAACACUUCCAGACCUAUGUAUAGACACAGAGUGCAUGCACAAAGGCCCAACUUGAUAGGACUGACAUCAGGGGAUAUGGAUUUGCCACCCAGAGAAAAGCCUCCUAAUAAAAGCAGUAUGAGGAUAGUAGUGGAUUCAGAGUCAAGGAAAAGAACCAUUGGUUCUGGGGAGCCUGGAGUUACUACAAAGAAGACUUGGUUUGAUAAACCAAAUUUUAAUAGAACAAACAGCCCAGGCUUCCAGAAAAAAGUUCAGUUUGGAAAUGAAAAUACCAAACUUGAACUUAGAAAAAUUCCUCCAGAAUUAAAUAAUAUCAGCAAACUUAAUGAGCAUUUUAGUCGAUUUGGAACUUUGGUUAACUUGCAGGUUGCCUAUAAUGGUGAUCCUGAAGGUGCCCUUAUCCAAUUUGCAACAUAUGAAGAAGCAAAGAAAGCAAUAUCAAGUACAGAAGCAGUGCUAAACAAUCGCUUUAUUAAAGUUUAUUGGCAUAGAGAAGGAAGCACCCAGCAAUUACAAACUACUUCUCCAAAGCCUUUAGUCCAGCAGCCCAUUUUGCCUGUUGUGAAGCAGUCCGUCAAAGAGCGGUUGGGUCCAGUACCCUCAAGUACUGUUGAACCAGCAGAAGCCCAGAGUGCCAGUUCAGACCUUCCUCAGAAUGUAACUAAAUUAUCUGUGAAGGACAGGUUGGGUUUUGUAUCAAAGCCAUCUGUUUCAGCAACUGAAAAGGUGUUAUCUACAUCUACCGGCCUAACAAAAACGGUAUAUAAUCCAGCUGCUUUGAAGGCUGCACAGAAAACCUUACUUGUUUCCCCUUCCGCAGUGGAUAAUAGUGAAGCACAGAAAAAAAAGCAGGAGGCACUGAAACUUCAGCAGGAUGUAAGGAAAAGAAAACAAGAAAUUUUAGAGAAGCACAUUGAAACACAGAAGAUGUUAAUUUCAAAAUUGGAGAAAAACAAAGCAAUGAAGUCUGAAGAUAAAGCAGAAAUAAUGAAAACUUUAGAGGUUUUGACAAAAAAUAUAACUAAGUUGAAAGAUGAGGUCAAAGCUACUUCUCCUGGACGCUGUCUUCCAAAAAGUAUAAAAACCAAGACUCAGAUGCAGAAAGAAUUGCUUGAUACAGAGCUGGAUUUAUAUAAGAAGAUGCAAGCUGGAGAAGAAGUUACUGAACUCAGGAGAAAGUAUACAGAAUUACAGCUGGAAGCUGCAAAACGAGGGAUUCUUUCGUCUGGUCGGGGUAGAGGAAUUCAUUCAAGAGGUCGAGGUGCAGCUCAUGGCCGAGGCAGGGGUCGAGGUCGAGGUCGAGGUCGAGGUCGAGGUGUGCCUGGUCAUGCUGUGGUGGAUCACCGUCCCAGGGCCUUGGAGAUUUCUGCAUUUACAGAGAGUGAUAGAGAAGAUCUUCUUCCUCAUUUUGCGCAAUAUGGUGAAAUUGAAGAUUGUCAGAUUGAUGACUCUUCACUUCAUGCAGUAAUUACAUUCAAGACAAGAGCAGAAGCUGAAGCAGCUGCAGUUCAUGGAGCUCGUUUCAAAGGGCAGGAUUUAAAACUGGCGUGGAAUAAACCAAUAACUAAUAUUUCAGCUGUUGAAACAGAAGAAGUUGAACCCGAUGAAGAGGAAUUUCAGGAAGAGUCUAUGGUGGAUGACUCAUUACUUCAAGAUGAUGAUGAAGAAGAAGAGGACAAUGAAUCUCGUUCUUGGAGAAGAUGAUUUGAUGAUUUGACUGAUCAUUGAUCUGCAUAUGCUAGAACUCUACCUGUGUUUCAUUAGUAUUAUCUAAUGUACUUUUACAUAUUUGUAAAAACAAUUUUUGGUAAAUGUGAUGAAGAUGGAUUUCACAAAUAGACAAACGAGAAGAAAACUACCUUCUGAUCCUGUAUUUUGAAAGAUUGAUGUUUGCAUUUUAUUUCAGUAAACAAUUGCUAAAGACAUCACACUAGAAACAUGCAAUGUUUUUAUUACAUACUUCUACUGGACAUUACAGAAUUCUUUGGGUUCUUUGUAAUUUAAUGAAUAGGUCUGAAAACUUAUGACCAAUACUUGUAAUAACUUAGAGGAUUUUGUUUUACUCCAAAUAAGGAAUGAAUUUGCAUUUAAAAUCUUAAUGAAUGUUUUCAAAAAUGAAUAGAUAACAUAGUACUCUAACUAAAGUCUCCAAGUAUGUAUUUAUAAUAUUACAUAGUAGUAUGCUUAGGCUUUACUAUGUAUUAGCCUUUUGUUGGACUUGUGUAUGUAUUUUACCAUAUGGGUUUCAAUGAUAAUGGUGUAUGACUGCUUUGCAUAUAUUCUCUCCUUAUGCAUUCAGAUGUUUAAAAUAAAGUGGAAUGGUCUUUUAAAAAGAAAAGAAAAGAAAAAAAAGCAAUGACCAAAAAAAAAAAAAAAAAAUCCAACAAAAAAAAAAAUCUAAAACAACCAAGACAAUGUUCUUUGAUU